This is a messenger RNA of Grosmannia clavigera kw1407, 279 nucleotides long. Its product is annotated as 60S ribosomal protein l37. The record is from RefSeq and is a predicted model, not a curated record. The transcript is spliced from 4 exons. Gene Ontology annotation, cellular component: cytosolic large ribosomal subunit; ribosome. Lineage: Eukaryota; Fungi; Ascomycota; Sordariomycetes; Ophiostomatales; Ophiostomataceae. Gene Ontology annotation, molecular function: RNA binding; structural constituent of ribosome. Bases 1 to 279 code for a protein of 92 amino acids. Gene Ontology annotation, biological process: translation.
AUGACCAAGGGUACUUCGAGUUUCGGAAAGCGCCACAACAAGACGCACACUCUGUGCCGUCGUUGCGGUCGCCGUUCUAUGCACGUCCAGAAGCACGAGUGCUCUAGCUGCGGUUUCCCUUCGGCCAAGAUCCGGAAGUACAACUGGAGCGAGAAGGCGAAGCGGAGGAAGACCACCGGCACUGGCCGCAUGCGGACUCUCAGCACCGUUGCCCGGCGGUUCAAGAACGGUUUCCAGACCGGCGCGGCCACCAGCUCGCGGGGGCCUGCACGCACCUAG